This is a messenger RNA of Ooceraea biroi (clonal raider ant), 3090 nucleotides long. RefSeq lists its product as uncharacterized. Lineage: Eukaryota; Metazoa; Arthropoda; Insecta; Hymenoptera; Formicidae. The record is from RefSeq and is a predicted model, not a curated record.
GUAUGCAAUUUUUGUACUUAACAUAUGUUUGACGAUAUAUAAUCACUUGACACAGCUCACACAAUUUAUUAUACCUCCGACGAUAAUUCGUAUCGUAUUUAUAAUAAAAUUCUUGUGACAAUUUUCACAAAUAUUUGUAUGACACAUUUACACGUCGAGAUACGAUGUACUAACGUGGAACAUUAAUUACGUUAAUUACACGAGUAACCGUUACGAGAGCAGUGCGAGCGUAUAAUUUAUUUAAAACCAUGGAGUCGCACAAAGUUAAUAACGUACCUUUAAAUGCACACGCGAUACUGAGAUCAUGUGCAUCGACGACUAACGAAGCUGAAAGAUUGCGAAAUCUCCAAGAAGAGAAGCACUCGAAGCUAACGAUCGGAGCGUUCUUUGAGUUCAUGAAAACUGCGUACCAAGUCAAUGAUAACUGCGAAGAUCUAGCCACGAUGCUGAGUGCAAACAGUGAAAUUGAUUGGAAUGAAUUAGCAAGGAUCACUUUGGAUCAGGGAGCACACGAAGAUGAUAAAGCAAUCAGUAAUAGCUACAAUGUCCACAUACGAGAACAACAGAGCGACAAUUCUAUUCAAGAUUUGUUGCUGCAGACAAUGAAGGAUAAAGGAACGUAUCCAUGUGUAUCGGAAAGCGUAAUGAGUUUGCAGUCCUCUGCGACGUCCCGUAACAUCAAUCAUGAACCGUCUAAUGAGGCCGACUCCGUCCAGGAAUCUAAAUCUAAUGCAGGAAACAGUUCUGAUAAAUGUUUAAGGACAGAGGAUAAUAUUAAAGAAGUAGAUCAGUCAUCGGAAAGCCAAGUCUGCACUAAACAAGGAAAGACGGAGUGUGCAGAAGAAAUCGAACAUGGUUUAGCGAAAAUCAUGAAGGAAAAUCUCAGAGAUAUCUUGCAUGAAGGCUUACUGGAUUCCGUUCUGCCAUACAUGCUCCCAAAAUCUGCGCUAUCACAGCCCGUUAUCAAGAGGUCUAAUGUUGCCGUGGAUGUUAAAAAGAGUUCCUCAUUGAGUAAUGUAAUUGAAACCAAGAUAACAGCCUCGGCUCCUAAAGAAAAGGAUAAAGAAAAGAAUAAGAUGAGCAAGAAGUCGUUAGAAAAUGAAGUCGAGAUCCAUGUAUACGAUGAAGAUAAAAAUAUGAAGAAAAACUUCCGAUGUCCUCAGAAGCUUCUCAUACAAAAGAUGUGCUAUUUUGCUGACGUGACGGCAGGACAGAAGCUUGAUGAGAUAGACAUAUCGGUACAUUGUGACGUUGUUAUUUUCGACUGGCUGAUGAGAUGGGUGAAAAAGGAUCUGAUAAAGAAGUCGGAGUGGCCAGUGCUGGAGGCGAGUAAUGUCAUUCCGAUUAUGGUAUCUGCUUGCUUCCUGCAAAUGGAGCCACUUUUAGAGAUUUGCCUUCAAUAUUGCCACGACAAUACGUCAGAUAUUUUAAAGACGUCGUCGAUCCUAUCAUGUUUAGACGACAAUCUUCUCACAAGAUUGGCUGAAUUAUUUACCAAUGAAGAUAUCGAAGCGUUAAAAGAUAAGAAGGAUAAAAUCCAAAGUCGCUUGUUUUGUAAAUUAAUAACGUCACUGGUAGAGACCACUCCGGAUAAUAAAAAGGGGCAUUACAGUUCACUGGCCACGCUAUUUAAAUGUGGAAAGUGCAGUAAGAUCGUUAUACAGUCAAUCUCGGACUUUGUGCCUUGCAUUCCAAGCGCAAUGAAGAUCGAUACCAAGGGAGUCGUUCAGAGCAAACAUGUCAGAGAUUUGACAUGGACGUUGAACGAUUAUGUCGUUACCUUGCGCUCGGAAUUACGCUCUUGGCGUAAGGUCUAUUGGAAACUGUGGGGAGAUUGCCAUUUCUUGUUCUGCCAGCAGUGCAACGUAUACUUCCCGGUACAUCAGAUCGAUUGGUGUUGUUAUCACCCAGAACUUGCGCAAUUCUUCGUGAAUGAGCAACAACGACCGACGCCCUUUCCAUUAGGAAGAUAUCCAUGUUGUAGUCAACGUGCCUAUAGAUUCGAGGCUCUAUCAAGUCAAGGCGGAUGUAGGUACAAAGAACACACGCCAGAUAUAAAGAGCCAAAAAGAAUUAAAUAUAUUAAAUAUUCUGACAGCGUAUAGAGAAAUAAUAACUGUCGAACCCCCGCAGCUCUUCUUCCCCGAGAAGAUCACACGACUGGUGACACGGGAUCCGUCUCUUCGCACAGACAAAUUAGUGUGCAAGGAUACAAUGUGGUGGCAUGGUAUAGAACUUGUGCCACAGAGACCAAAGCUUGGUUUGCUCGGUAUAAAUUGCCAUUUAUACCUCCUUUUGCAUCGUACGCGCUCAAGAUCAGGUUAUUAUAACGCAGGGAAAAAUGUUUUAUCUUCGCAAGCAGGUAGAAUUUGGGGAGGCUCGGGACUCCGUCGAUUGCUCCAGGUGCAGGAUUCGCAAAAAUCGUUGCAAAAGUUGCGUCGGCAAAUCUCCAUAACUACCGUUUCGUCUUCCACCUCUUCAAUCGUGGACGAGGAUGACGAGGACGAUGGCGGAACCGCGAGUCGCGAAGACAGCAGCAUAGAUGAAGAGUCGUAUUACAGUGAGGAAUCCAAUACGCUGUGCACAUUGAAGUCGAUGGGGAAAGCAAAGCGUCCGAAUAAUCAGAAGAGCAGCGCUAGAUGUUGGAGCAGUAACUUGAGCGUAAGGCGCAAUCAAGAUAAUCAAAGGGACUUUGAGGAAAGGGCAGCGACGCAGAUGAUAGCUCUCUUGACGAAAAGAACCGUUACUGAAAACUUACUCUCGAAAUCUUACAAGCAACAACAGGGCCAUAAGGCGAAGCAGCCUAUUGGUGGAGCAUACAUAAAAUUGGAAGCUGAAUUUCGCGAACAAUUAGCUCAAUCGUGCAAAUAUAGGUACCCCUUGAAGACUCGCAUGAAAUCUAAUAAAUUUUGAUUUAUAUGUAUAACACAAGAUUUAAUUACGAUAUCGUGUUAAAAUUUGUUUUGUAAUUUUAUGUAAAGAAGGAAAAAGAGAUAUCUACUGCCACAACUUUUGCGCAUUAUACAAUAAAUGUGUAAAACAUAGAGUAAGGGCCUUAAUUAAUUAAUUUAAAUAUAUUUUCUUAGACAAU